Rhea pennata is the source of this 2874-nucleotide messenger RNA. Its product is annotated as alpha-2B adrenergic receptor-like. The transcript has a single exon. Gene Ontology annotation, cellular component: plasma membrane. Gene Ontology annotation, biological process: adenylate cyclase-activating adrenergic receptor signaling pathway; regulation of vasoconstriction; regulation of smooth muscle contraction. Bases 856 to 2082 code for a protein of 408 amino acids. NCBI's taxonomy places the organism in Eukaryota, Metazoa, Chordata, Aves, Rheiformes, Rheidae. The record is from RefSeq and is a predicted model, not a curated record. Gene Ontology annotation, molecular function: alpha2-adrenergic receptor activity; epinephrine binding.
GAGGCGGCGCCGGGCAGCACAGAGCCCGGCGGCACCGGCACCGGCGGCGGCACCGGCGGCGGCACCGGCAGGCAGGGACGCGCGGGGCACUGGCAGUGGCGGGGAGGGCGGUGGAGCUGGGCUGUGGGCAGCGCCGGGGACACCGGGCAGUGCAGGCAGCUCUCGGGACACCGGGCAGGGCGCGGGCAGCUCUCGGGACACCGGGCAGUGCAGGCAGCUCUCGGGACGGGCAGGGCGCGGGCAGCGCCGGGGACACCGGGCAGUGCAGGCAGCUCUCGGGACACCGGGCAGGGAGCGGGCAGCUCUCGGGACACCGGGCAGUGCAGGCAGCUCUCGGGACGGGCAGGGCGCGGGCAGCGCCGGGGACACCAGGCAGUGCAGGCAGCUUUAGGGACACCGGGCAGGGCGCGGGCAGCUUUAGGGACACCGGGCAGCACAGGCAGCUCUCGGGACACUGGGCAGUGCAGGCAGCUCUCGGGACACCGGGUAGGGUGCAGGCAACACUGGGGACACAGGGCAGCGCAGGCAGCUCUAGGGACACCGGGCAGGGUGCAGGCAGCACUGGGGACACUGGGCAGCACAGGCAGCUCUAGGGACACCGGGCAGGGACACAGAUAGUUCCAGGGACACCAGGCAGGGGCACAGGCAGUGCAGGUAGCUCUAGGGACACCCAGCAGGAGCACGGGCAGCCCCAGGAGGCCCCAGACAAGGCAGGCAGCCGGGCCGGCAGCAUGGCAAGCGGGGCUAUGGCUGCCUGGCACCCUCCAGCCCUGUUCUCCUGCCCUGCAGCCCGUGUCCCGGGGGGCUGUUGAGUGCCAGUGGCUGGACCGUGCCGGUCAGGGCAGCGCCAGGGCCAUGGCUGGCCCUGGGGGCUACUCGGUGCAAGCCACCGCGGCCAUCGCUGCCGCCAUCACCUUCCUGGUGCUCUUUACCAUCUUGGGCAAUGUGCUGGUGAUCAUCGCCGUGCUGACCAGCCGCUCGCUGCGAGCCCCGCAGAACCUCUUUCUUGUGUCUUUGGCGGCCGCGGACAUCUUGGUGGCCACCCUCAUCAUCCCUUUCUCCCUCGCCAACGAGCUCAUGGGUUACUGGUACUUCCAGAAGACGUGGUGCGAGAUCUACCUGGCCUUGGACGUGCUCUUCUGCACCUCGUCCAUCGUGCACCUCUGUGCCAUCAGCCUCGACCGCUACUGGUCCGUGAGCCGCGCCAUCGAGUACAAUGCCAAGCGCACGCCGCGCCGCAUCAAGUGCAGCAUCUUCAUCGUGUGGAUGAUCGCGGCCGUCAUCUCCCUCCCGCCCCUCAUCUACAAGGGUGAGAAGAAGGAUGCGCCCAGCGGGCGGCCGCAGUGCAAGCUCAACGAGGAGGCUUGGUACAUCCUCUCCUCCAGCAUUGGCUCCUUCUUUGCACCAUGUCUCAUCAUGAUCCUCGUGUACUUGCGCAUCUACUUGAUCGCCAAGCGCCGCCACCGCCAUGGCUCCCACCAGAGCAAGCCCAAAGUGGCCAAGCCCCCAACGCCAUCAACCCAAACCACGGCUUCCGAUGGCGCCACCAAACUACCCGGACACCCAGGAGAGGGAGAGCACCCGGGGAACCUUCCCGUGCCAGCAGAUCAGACCUCCCUGCUGAGCUCCAAGGAGCCACCGGCAGCCCCCAGCCCUGGCCAGCCCCCACCAGGGGAGCCCAGCAUGGAGCAGCCCAACGGGCACUCAACGGGCACCGGGCGCCCCAUGGACACGCUGGCCACGGGCACGGGGCGGGUGGUGCUGGUGCAGCAGGCGCCGACGCUGAGUGCCAGCCCUUGGAGGAAGAAGGCGCAGCUCAACCGGGAGAAGCGCUUCACCUUUGUGUUGGCCGUGGUCAUCGGUGUCUUUGUGCUCUGCUGGUUCCCCUUCUUCUUCCUCUACAGCCUGGGCGCCGUCUGCCCCGAACGCUGCAAGGUCCCUGACAGCGUCUUCCAGUUCUUCUUCUGGAUCGGCUAUUGCAACAGUUCCCUCAACCCUGUCAUCUACACCAUCUUCAACCAGGACUUCCGCAAGGCUUUCCGCCGCAUCCUUUGCCGCCGCUGGGCCCAGACGGCCUGGUGAGGGGCUCCGGUGUGGGGGGCUUGGUGACACGCCGGCCGGCCCCUUCCUCCCUGUUGGCUCCAUCCUCCCACCUCUUUUGAGGGUCCCGAAACCCCGCAGCCCCAGCUGCUUCCCCUCUCCAGCCGUUGGCUGCGGGUCCUUUUUCUGACCCCACGGCCAAUGGCCUUCGGGAAGGAUUUUCCCGUCCUUGGGCCCUGUCUUUUCUCUCCCCGUCUUCAUCUCUCCUUCUCCCUACUUUCUCCAUCCCCCCCUUUUUUUUUCCCCUCUGGUGUCCUGUUCAUCGUUACCGGCGGAGAGCAGACCCCAGGAGCCUGCAGCUCCCCUCCCACGCAGGCUCCCGAAGCUGCCCGCCCCGUGGGACUCCGCUUUCCCGGCUCGUCUCCAGGGCCGGCUGCUCCUCAUCUCUCUCUCUCUCUCUCUCUCUCUCUCUCCCUCUCUCUCUCUCUCUCUCUUUUUUUUUUUUUUCCUCCUCCCUCUUUUCCUCCCCAGGAUGCAAUUUUGGCUGCAGAAACCCCAGAGCUUGCGGCGGGGGCGGGGCACGAGCCGGCGCGUUAUGACGGGUUGAGCUGGUCCUUCUCCCUCUUCUCCACCUCUGUCCUGCAAGAGAUGUCCCCAAACCCUGGGGAAACCUGCUUUUUUUCUUUCUUUUCUUUCUUUUUUGCCUUUUUCCCCUCCUCUUUCUUUCCAGAGGCUGGGAGUGUCCCCAGGCGUGAGCUCGGCAGGGGCCGCAGCCCCCCACCCCGGCUGGCCGCAGGCUUUUUAACAAUAAAAGAUAUUUUGUAAUAAGAAAAA